UUACAUUGAAUGGAACAAGUGCUUUGAAAAUGACUCCAAAACUUCUCUGGACGGUCUUCAUUCUUGCCACAUUAACACUCACAACUACAUUUUCUCUCCAACCAGACCAGCAAAAGGUCCUGCUAGUGGCAUUUGAUGGAUUCCGUUGGGAUUACUUAUAUAGAUUUCCAACACCCCAUUUUCAUUACAUCAUGAAGGCUGGUGUUCAUGUGAAGCAAGUUACAAAUAUCUUUAUUACAAAGACCUACCCUAACUUUUAUACGAUGGUAACUGGCCUCUUUGCAGAGAGUCAUGGGAUUGUUUCGAACAGCAUGUUUGAUCCUGUUCUGAAUAAAUCUUUCUCCUUGGAUGAUAUGAGUAUUUAUGAUUCUGAGUUUUGGGAAGAAGCAACCCCGAUAUGGAUCACCAGUCAAAGGGCAGGACACACCAGUGGUGCAGCAAUGUGGCCUGGAACAGAUGUGGAAAUACACAAGAGUUUUCCCACUCACUACUUGCCCUACAAUGAAUCUGUUCCAUUUGAAGACAGAGUGGCCAAAAUUAUUGAAUGGUUUACAUUAAAAGAGCCUAUCAAUCUUGGUCUUCUCUAUUGGGAGGACCCGGAUGACAUGGGCCACCAUUUGGGACCUGACAGCCCGCUCAUGAAGUCUGUCAUUACAGAUAUUGACAAUAAGCUGGGAUAUCUCAUAAAAAUGUUAAGAAAAGCAAAGUUGUGGAACACUCUGAACCUCAUCAUCACCAGUGAUCAUGGGAUGACACAGUGUUCUGAGGAAAGGAUCAUUGAACUUGACCGGUAUCUGGAUAAUGACCUCUACAUUCUGAUUGACCAAUCACCAGUGGCUGCCAUCUUGCCAAAAGAAGGUAAAUUUGAUGAAGUCUAUGAAGCUCUAGCUCAUGCUCAUCCUAAUCUUACUGUUUACAAAAAAAAGGAGAUUCCAGAAAGAUGGCAUUACAGAUACAACAGUCGGAUUCAACCAAUCAUCGCUGUGGCUGACCAAGGGUGGCAUAUUUUACAGAAUAAGUCAGAUGGAUUUCUGUUAGGUAACCAUGGUUAUGAUAAUGCAUUACCACAAAUGCAUCCAAUAUUUUUAGCCCAUGGUCCUGCCUUCAAAAAGAACUUCACAAAAGGAUCCAUGAACCUCACAGACCUGUACCCACUUCUGUGCCACCUUCUUAAUAUCACUGCCCUGCCACACAAUGGAUCUUUCCAGAAUGUCCAGGAUCUGCUGAACUUGGCAACUUCAAGAACUACUGCUCUUAUGAACCGCUCCAGAUGUAUUAUUGAACAAAGAGAAUAUAAGCCAGAAUACUCAUAUGCUUAUUUCAUAGUACCCUCUCUUGGUAGCAUCUUAGUUAUUAUCUUUUUGGUCAUUUUUAUUAAACAUUUAAUUCACAAUCAAAUACCAAACUUACAAUUUAUGCAGCCUGAAAUAGCUCAACCAUUACUACGUGCCUAA
Molecule: messenger RNA, 1454 nt
Organism: Elephantulus edwardii (Cape elephant shrew)
Lineage: Eukaryota; Metazoa; Chordata; Mammalia; Macroscelidea; Macroscelididae
Gene: ENPP5
Product: ectonucleotide pyrophosphatase/phosphodiesterase 5 (putative)
Exons: 3
Coding region: 30-1454 (474 amino acids)
Source: RefSeq, a predicted model, not a curated record